Molecule: messenger RNA, 2577 nt
Organism: Arabis nemorensis
Lineage: Eukaryota; Viridiplantae; Streptophyta; Magnoliopsida; Brassicales; Brassicaceae
Source: the annotation of a GenBank genome assembly
AUGUCUCUUCUACUGGCUGUUCUCCUCUUCCUCUCAGGCCCCAUUGCGUCUGCGGUAGCUGCUKGUGCUGUGGGACCUGCUACCGGUUUUAAACCGGCAGAUGAUAUACUUAUUGAUUGCGGAAGCAAAUUGUCAUCCAAAACCCCUGAAGGGAGAGUCUUUAAGAGCGACCAAGAGACGGUCCAAUUUAUAGAAGCCAAGGACGAUAUUCAGAUCUCGGCUCCGCCUUCGGACAAGGUCGCUUCUCCUAUCUACCUAACUGCAAGGAUCUUCCGUGAGGAAGCCACCUACAAAUUCCAUUUGACCCGACCUGGUUGGCAUUGGGUUCGCCUCCAUUUCUUCGCCUUCCCUAAUGACAAAUUUGACCUUCAACAAGCAACUUUUUCCGUUUUAACGGAGAAAUAUGUGUUGCUCCAUAACUUCAAAAUCAGUAACAACAACAAUGAUAGCCAAGCUCUUGUUCAGAAGGAGUAUCUCGUCAACAUGACGGAUGCUCAAUUCUCCCUCAGGUUCAGACCUAUGAAAAGCUCUGCAGCGUUCAUCAAUGCUAUUGAAGUUGUGUCAGCUCCAGAUGAACUGAUCACCGAUUCUGGCACCGCCCUUUUCCCAGUCAAUGGCUUCUCGGGUCUCUCUGACUAUGCUUACCAGUCCGUUUACAGAGUCAAUGUUGGUGGUCCCUUGAUCACGCCUCAGAAUGACACAUUAGGAAGAACCUGGGUACCGGAUAAGGAAUUCUUGAAAGAUGAGAACUUGGCUAAGGAUGUUAAAACAACCUCUUCGGCAAUCAAGUACCCUCCUGGAGUUACACCUUUGAUUGCUCCGCAGACGGUUUAUGCAACAGCUGCAGAAAUGGCUGAUUCCCACACCAUAGCCCCUAAUUUCAACGUCAGCUGGAAUUUCCCCUCGAACCCGUCGUUUAACUACCUCAUUCGGCUUCAUUUCUGUGACAUCGUGAGCAAGUCCCUCAAUGACCUUUACUUCAAUGUGUACAUUAACGGGAAGACUGCCAUUUCUGGGCUGGAUUUGUCCACUGUUGCAGGCGAUCUUGCAGCUCCUUACUACAAAGACAUUGUUGUGAACGCGACACUUAUGAGCUCUGAGCUCCAAGUCCAGAUUGGUCCCAUGGGAGAAGAUACAGGGACCAAAAACGCAAUCUUGAACGGUGUUGAGGUUCUGAAGAUGAGCAAUUCCGUGAACAGCCUUGACGGAGAGUUUGGAGUUGAUGGUAGAACCACUGGCAUGGGGAGAAAUGGUAUGGUUGCAACCGCGGGGUUUGUAAUGAUGUUUGGAGCGUUCAUCGGCCUUGGAGCCAUGGUUUACAGGUGGAAGAAGAGACCACAAGAUUGGCAGAAGAGAAACAGUUUCUCUUCUUGGUUGCUACCGAUACACGCCGGUGACAGCACUUUCAUGACAAGCAAAGGUGGUUCGCAGAAGUCCAACUUCUACAACUCAACUCUUGGCCUCGGCCGCUAUUUCUCUCUUUCAGAGCUUCAAGAAGCCACUAAGAACUUCGAAGCAUCUCAGAUUAUCGGUGUUGGAGGAUUUGGUAACGUCUAUAUCGGAACCCUCGACGAUGGAACCAAAGUUGCUGUCAAACGAGGUAACCCACAGUCUGAACAAGGUAUCACUGAGUUUCAGACAGAGAUUCAGAUGCUUUCUAAGCUCAGACACAGACACUUGGUCUCCUUGAUUGGAUACUGUGACGAGAACUCAGAGAUGAUCCUAGUCUAUGAGUUCAUGUCCAAUGGUCCAUUCAGAGACCACUUGUACGGAAAGAACCUAGCUCCUCUGACCUGGAAACAGCGGCUCGAGAUCUGUAUCGGAUCUGCACGUGGGCUUCACUACUUACACACAGGAACAGCUCAAGGGAUUAUCCACCGUGACGUCAAAUCCACCAACAUUCUUCUCGACGAGGCUUUUGUUGCCAAAGUCGCUGACUUUGGUCUUUCUAAAGAUGUAGCCUUUGGACAAAACCAUGUCAGCACAGCCGUGAAAGGAAGUUUCGGGUACCUAGACCCCGAAUACUUUAGAAGACAACAACUUACCGAUAAAUCCGAUGUUUAUUCCUUUGGUGUUGUUCUUCUGGAAGCUCUGUGCGCAAGACCAGCCAUCAAUCCUUCGCUACCAAGGGAACAGGUUAACUUAGCUGAAUGGGCUAUGCAAUGGAAACGAAAAGGACUGCUCGAAAAGAUCAUCGAUCCUCAUUUGGCUGGAACGAUAAAUCCUGAAUCGAUGAAGAAGUUUGCGGAAGCUGCAGAGAAGUGUUUGGAAGAUUACGGUGUUGAUAGACCAACAAUGGGAGAUGUUCUGUGGAACUUGGAAUAUGCUCUUCAGCUUCAAGAGGCAUUCACUCAGGGCAAAGCCGAGGAGACUGAGAACGCUAAGCCAGUUACAUCUGGUGAUGUGCCGCCAGUUUCUCCAUCUCCGAUCACUCCCUCAGCCACCACCAAUGCGGCGGCUAGUGUUCCCGUGACUUCUAAGGUGGAAGAGGACAAUGGCGCAGCCGAGGUUCAGGCCGUGGACGAACACUCUGGAACAGCUAUGUUUACUCAGUUUGCUAACCUCAACGGAAGAUAA